Molecule: messenger RNA, 771 nt
Organism: Dibothriocephalus latus
Lineage: Eukaryota; Metazoa; Platyhelminthes; Cestoda; Diphyllobothriidea; Diphyllobothriidae
Source: the annotation of a GenBank genome assembly
GUCAAAGAAAUGCGUGAGAAGAUGGCAGAACUGGAAAAGGAAGGUGGCAAGCGGUUGAAACUUCAGGUCACCGCCUUGGAGGGUCGCCUAGCCGCAACCGAAGAACAGCUAGAGGUUGAGACUCCCAACGCACUCUUCACCCGUACGCGACAUGACGUCUUUUUGCGCAAAGGAUACUUCGCUUGGGGCCCGCCGAACGCCUGUACCUCGCGUCACUUUCCUGGCGAACGUCUGGGCCAAAGCCCACAAAUUGGGUACGGAAAUGGCAACAUUCUUCAGAUACUGAAUACAGAUGCAGAUACUGCAACUGAACUGGACGAAGAAAAACUCUCCUCAACCCAGAUGAAGGAGCAAGUAGAGAAGGCGCAGAGUGCUGCGAAGCGCUUCAAGGGAGCAAUGGAAUCAAUGGAGGACGAAAUUAACCAACUGAAGUCGCAACGCCGUCGUCUGCAGCGUGACCUGGAGGAGAUAACUGAACAGAAGGAGACUUCUGAGCGGGAAUUGCUCACUCUGCGGAGCAAGAUCAAUCGCCUUUCCUAUAGACCUCUUGAUAACUACACCGGAGACUCGGAUCAAGAACUGUCGCCGUUUGAUAUUUAUAACUUCCGAACCGGCCGCAUGGGUUCCACCGGUGCCUCCCGUCCCUCCACUCGCACUGGUGGUGACAACACUCCCGACGAUGCCCAGUCCACCGCAGACACGAGUGCCCCCGGCAGCGAUCCCAAUGCCUCCGUCACCACGCCCAAUUCCAACCACACCGCGGCUGAGUAA